This is a messenger RNA of Macrosteles quadrilineatus (aster leafhopper), 2071 nucleotides long. Its product is annotated as 6-phosphofructo-2-kinase/fructose-2,6-bisphosphatase-like. The transcript has 10 exons. NCBI's taxonomy places the organism in Eukaryota, Metazoa, Arthropoda, Insecta, Hemiptera, Cicadellidae. Gene Ontology annotation, cellular component: cytosol. The record is from RefSeq and is a predicted model, not a curated record. The coding region runs from base 352 to 1779 and encodes 475 amino acids. Gene Ontology annotation, biological process: fructose metabolic process; fructose 2,6-bisphosphate metabolic process. Gene Ontology annotation, molecular function: ATP binding; fructose-2,6-bisphosphate 2-phosphatase activity; 6-phosphofructo-2-kinase activity.
ACUGACUAGUGUGUGAGUGAAACUGUGAACGGCUGCCACGCUCCAACUCGUCUCCAAGUUUCAUUCUAGCGGUUGUACUCGCCAGACAACGUCCUCAUCGGUUGUGUCAGCGAGAUGAACAAUCCUUAAUUUGUCGUAGUGAUCAGUUAAAGCCUAACACUGGCAUCGACGCUAUUCUACCGUGUGAGUGGCAUGAGGGCAGAUUUACAGUCCUUUAUCAGACAUACUUCUUCUGACCACUUUUCGGAAUUGUUGUUGUUGUAGUCGCCAUACUUUGUGAUCUCUUUUUUACCGGGGUUGUUCGCAUUUAUCUCGUUUUUUAUAUUUUGUGAUAUUUUUACCUAGUUCGCGAUGGCACCCACAGGGUUUUCGUUGGCGAGGAAGGAGAGUGACGACGGCAAAUUGUGCCCGAAACUGCUCACCAAGAAAGCGGACAACUUUGCGCCGCUGGUGGUGGCGAUGGUCGGACUGCCUGCCCGAGGCAAGACUGUUCUCUCCCACAAGUUGAACCGUUAUCUCAACUGGAACGGCCUCAAGUCUAAAGUGUUCAGCAUCAGUUUCUACCGACGCAAGCACAUCGAGCUUUACGACAGCCAUGAGAUCUUCCGAGCUGACAAUGAGGAAGCUUACGAAAUCAUCCAGCAGAGCGCAAAAGAAGCUAUGGAAGAUGCUCUUGACUUUCUAAAGUCCGAGGGAAAAAUUGCGAUUCUUGAUGGAACUCACGCCACGCCAAAGACGCGUCAGAAUACUUUUGAUUUCUUCGCCAAGCAGUACAACUUCAAGGUUUUGUUUCUCGAGUGUAUCUGUGACGAUGAUAUGAUAUUGGAAAGAAACAUCAAGGAGAUCUUGCAAUUCAGCAAGGACUACAAGCACAUGACCAAGGAGAAGGCGUUGGAUGAUUUCCAUCAUAAGAUUGAACACUUCAUGGAGCAAUACGAGCCCAUCAACCCGAGGGAGGAGUCCAAGUACACUUACAUCAAAGUAUUCAAUGAUGGGGAGAAUGUUUCAGUGCAUCGUAUCAACGGUCCCUACCAGUCGAAUAUUCUGUCUUUUGUUUCAAGCUUCAAGCCUGGGGCCAGGACACUUUACUUUUCCAGGCAUGGGGAGAGUGAAUACAACGUGGUGGGUCGCAUCGGAGGAGACACAGACCUAUCUCCUCGCGGUCGCAUGUACGCCAAGACUCUGGCUACGUACAUCAAUGAUGCCAACAUUCCCGACCUUCAUGUCUGGACCAGUGAGAAGCGCCGCACCAAACAGACGGCCGCUGGCAUCGCAGCUCCUUCUGAACCCGUCGAGGCACUCAAUGAACUUGAUGCUGGAAUAUGCGAGGGCCUGAGCUAUGAGGAGAUGCAAGACAAGUUCCCGCAGGAAUUUGCGUGGCGGGACCAGGACAAGCUGCGCUACCGCUACCCGUGGGGAGAGUCUUACGUUGACAUCAUGGCUCGGCUGGCUCCCGUACUGCUUGAGCUUGAACACGAGGACAAUCUUCUGACCAUCAGUCACCAGGCCGUUUUGCGCUGCAUCCUCGGGUACUUCUUGAACAAGAGUUUGGAUGAACUGCCAUAUAUCAACGUCCCAUUGCACACUGUCAUCAAGAUGACCAUCGAGGGUUACAAGUGCAACAUCGAGUUCAUCAAACUGAACGUCGAGUGUGUCGACACUUAUCGCAAACAACCUAAGAACUGCAGUGUUGCCCGUCCGGCCGAGGAGGCUUUGCUGACAGUUCCGGCUCACUACGACAAUUUGUGGCCCCUCAAGCAGCAACUGCUCCAGCAUUAGAAAGCUUACUCCGCAACACGUAGCAUGUAAUAGUCGUUGUAUCACUAACCAGUCAAUGUUCAGUAUUUAUGUGUUUUAAUCGGCCUCGACUGAAUUACAUGUAGCUUUACAAGCACAGUUAAUUUAAAAUAAAAUUUGAAUCACAAACUCAUUCUCAGUAUUUAGCAUGUAAGUCUCAGAAAAAAGGUAUGUUGUACAUUAUUCGCAGUGGAAAAAUAAUUGUUAAAUUUAAUGGAGUAUGAAUGUAAGUUUUGAAUGGGCUACUUACAAAAUAAAUACCAAUUAACAAGAA